Hyaena hyaena (striped hyena) is the source of this 1236-nucleotide messenger RNA. It is a transcript of the gene NR2E3, whose product is annotated as nuclear receptor subfamily 2 group E member 3. The transcript has 8 exons. The record is from RefSeq and is a predicted model, not a curated record. Gene Ontology annotation, molecular function: RNA polymerase II cis-regulatory region sequence-specific DNA binding; zinc ion binding; nuclear receptor activity. NCBI's taxonomy places the organism in Eukaryota, Metazoa, Chordata, Mammalia, Carnivora, Hyaenidae. Gene Ontology annotation, biological process: cell differentiation; negative regulation of transcription by RNA polymerase II; anatomical structure development. Bases 1 to 1236 code for a protein of 411 amino acids.
AUGAGCGCCAACAUGGCUGCAGCUGUGCCAGCCACUGUAGCUGCGUCCAGGAAGGAGUCUCCAGGCACAUGGGGCCUGGGAGAGGAGCCGGCAGGCGUGGGCCCCUCGCUCCAGUGUCGCGUGUGUGGGGACAGCAGCAGCGGGAAGCACUAUGGCAUCUACGCCUGCAACGGCUGCAGCGGCUUCUUCAAGAGGAGCGUGAGGCGGAGGCUCAUCUACCGGUGCCAGGUGGGGGCAGGGAUGUGCCCGGUGGACAAGGCGCACCGGAACCAGUGCCAGGCCUGCCGGCUGAAGAAGUGCUUGCAGGAGGGCAUGAACCAGGACGCUGUGCAGAAUGAACGGCAGCCGCGAAGCACAGCCCAGGUCCGGCUGGCCGGCUUGGAGCCAGACGCGGAGCGCCGGCUCGAGCCCCUGGCGGCCCCCCUGGCCCCGGCAGGGCCCGGCCCGCGGGGCCCCACGCCCGUUUCUGCAGGCAGAGCCCUGGGGCCCCGGGCCCUCACCCCUCCAGGGCACCACCACUUCAUGGCCAGCCUUAUAACGGCCGAAACGUGUGCUAAGCUGGAGCCAGAGGAUGCCGAUGAGAACAUUGAUGUCACCGGCAAUGAUCCUGAGUUUCCCUCAUCCCCAUACUCCUCCUCAUCCCCCUGUGGCCUGGACAGCAUCCACGAGACAUCGGCUCGCCUUCUCUUCAUGGCUGUCAAGUGGGCCAAGAACCUGCCGGUGUUCUCCAAUCUGCCUUUCCGGGAUCAGGUGAUCCUGCUGGAGGAGGCGUGGAGUGAACUCUUCCUCCUCGGAGCCAUACAGUGGUCGCUGCCUCUGGACAGCUGCCCACUGCUGGCCGCACCUGAGGCCCCCGCCGCCGGCAGCUCCCAGCACCGCCUGGCGCUGGCCGGCGCGGAGAGCCGCAUCCUGCAGGAAACCAUCUCGCGGUUCCGAGCCCUGGCGGUGGACCCCACGGAGUUCGCCUGCAUGAAGGCCCUGGUCCUCUUCAAACCAGAAACUCGAGGCCUGAAGGAUCCAGAGCACGUGGAGGCCUUGCAGGACCAGUCCCAAGUGAUGCUGAGCCAGCACAGCAAGGCGCACCACCCCAGCCAGCCUGUGAGGUUUGGGAAAUUGCUCCUGCUCCUCCCAUCUUUGAGGUUUAUCACUUCGGAACGGGUCGAGCUCCUCUUUUUCCGCAAGACCAUAGGGAAUACGCCAAUGGAGAAGCUCCUCUGUGAUAUGUUCAAAAACUGA